AUGUCCACGUCCAAAUGUGCCAUCCGCAGUCUCGAGUUUGGUUUUGUCAUUGGUGCUGCUGCCCCGACAGGCGUCAUCAAAGCAACUAAGAAGGUAACAGAGCUUCUGCCUUCUUGGGUUGAGAAAACGUUUAUUAUCCGUGCUGCAAAUCUCGAGAGCGACUUAGAAGUGAUAGCGCUGUUUAGGUGCUAG
Clonostachys rhizophaga is the source of this 192-nucleotide messenger RNA. The record is from the annotation of a GenBank genome assembly. Lineage: Eukaryota; Fungi; Ascomycota; Sordariomycetes; Hypocreales; Bionectriaceae.